This is a messenger RNA of Staurois parvus, 282 nucleotides long. The record is from the annotation of a GenBank genome assembly. NCBI's taxonomy places the organism in Eukaryota, Metazoa, Chordata, Amphibia, Anura, Ranidae.
CAGGUGUUCCAAUCCCCUCCAUAUCAUGUGAUUCAGGUGUUCCAAUCCCCUCCAUAUCAUGUGAUUCAGGCGUUCCAAUCCCCUCCAUAUCAUGUGAUUCAGGUGUUCCAAUCCCCUCCAUGGACACAGGUGUAUACAAUCAAGCCAGAAAUCCUGCUGAAUGAUAGGGGAUCAAAUCCUUCUUUCCCUCAUGAACAUGCAGAUCAGUCAUCAUUUGUUAGACGCAUUUCUGCUGAGUUUGUUGUUGCUAUUCUGUCUCUCAGUGUUACAAUACACCAAACA